Molecule: messenger RNA, 877 nt
Organism: Macrobrachium nipponense
Lineage: Eukaryota; Metazoa; Arthropoda; Malacostraca; Decapoda; Palaemonidae
Product: cuticle protein 6-like
Exons: 2
Coding region: 25-627 (200 amino acids)
Cellular component (GO): chitin-based extracellular matrix
Molecular function (GO): structural constituent of chitin-based larval cuticle
Source: RefSeq, a predicted model, not a curated record
GUCUCUGCCUCUCGCUGGAUCACCAUGAAUGCUCUGACAGUUCUUUCUCUCGCGGCUGUAGCUGCAUGUGGUAGUGCCCAGAUCUUAGGACACCCAGGAAUCUACGGCGCUUACCCAGGGCUCUACUCAGGCCUCCUCCCCCACGGCUAUGCUGGAGUGCUCCCGGCUGCAGGAGCCUUCUCCGUGUCUCCUGCUCCCUUGGCCUACAGCAACGUGGCUCCUGUAGCUUACAGUGCCCUCCCCUACGCCCCCGUAGCUCCCAUCCAGUCUCAGUACCAUGCCCAGGACGAGCUCGGCCAAUACUCCUUCGGGUAUGCCGGCGGUCCUGCUGCCCGUUCUGAGACCCGCGAUGCCUUCGGGAUCGUCAGAGGAUCCUACAACUACGUCGACUCCGACGGCAAGAUUCAGACUCAGCACUACGUAGCUGAUGCCCUCGGCUUCCGCGUCUCUGGCACCAAUCUGCCCGUGGCUCCCGAUGCCCCAGCAGCCGCUCCUCUGGCUCUUCCAGGACCUCUGCCAGAACCCGUCCAGGAUACCCCAGAGGUGGCUGCCGCCAAAACUGCCUUCCGGAUUGCUUACGACGAAGCCGCCGCUGCAGCUGCUGCCGCCCCCGAUGCCCGCAAAUAGGCGGUUUCUCUGUUUGUUUGUUUGUUUCAUCGUGUUUGUGGCUGUCUCCUUUUCCGUGGAUCGGGCGACGUAGAGCUCAUGAAUAUCAGUUGGCUGAUCGGUUCUCCUUCCGAAGGACUUCAUAAACUGGUGUUAUUCUGUGCUGACUCGCCUCCACUUCGUGUAUAUAAUGUAGAGAGACAUUCGGGCUGUGAUCAGAGUUAUGUAUGACUGUUAAAUCCUUUAAAAUAAAAACAAAAUAUUAUUAAAA